This is a messenger RNA of Clarias gariepinus (North African catfish), 4305 nucleotides long. Its product is annotated as trichohyalin-like. Gene Ontology annotation, molecular function: GTP binding. The transcript is spliced from 4 exons. The coding region runs from base 58 to 3396 and encodes 1112 amino acids. The record is from RefSeq and is a predicted model, not a curated record. Lineage: Eukaryota; Metazoa; Chordata; Actinopteri; Siluriformes; Clariidae.
CAAGAAAAAGACAUCUGGGUUUGUCAGAGAGACAGAAAAUGGACAGAAGAUGAGAGAAUGAAAAUGAAGAGCUCUGCUCUACAGACUGAACGAGAUGGAGCAUUAAAAUCACUGCAGCAUAAAGACAGACAGCUGGAGGAUUAUAAAACACAAAUAGAGCUUAAAGAUAUAGAACUGGGUAAGAGAGUAAAAAUCAUUGAGGAGAAAGAUGCACAACUGAAAGAUACAAGUACAACACUAGAGAAGACGAGUAAAGAGCUAGAGAAGAGAGACAGAGCUCUACAUGAGAGAGAUCAACAACUGAAACUGAAAGACACACAGAUACAGGACACACAAAUACAAGUGGAGAAAAAGGACAACAGACUUAUGGAGAAGGAGAAAGAAUUAAAUGAGAAAAAUGAAGAGCUGAAGAUUCUAAAAGAACAUUUAGAGACUAAUGAGAAGACUCUUUCUGAGAGAGACGCAGUGUUAAUGGAAACAAAUAAUAAACUUCAACAUGCUACUCAACAAGUUAAAGAGAAAAUCUCACAACUGGAGAAUAUGAACAAACUGCUGAGUGAGAAAGAAACACAGCUAAAGAACACAGAUAAAGAGCUGGAAACCAGUAAAAACAAACUGGAGACACUGGGACGGGAGCUGCAGAAUGAGAAGAGACAACUAGAUGACAUGAUGAUCAUACUGGAGCAACAGAAAACUGAGUUAGCAGAAAAAAACAAACAGCUUAGAGAGAGAGAGAGACUUCUAACUGAAAGAGAGACACAGCUAAUGGAGAGAGAGAAACAGCUUCAGGAGAAAGACAAAUGUCUGAUAGAAAAUCAACAAAUGCUUCAGAUGAAGGACAAGACACUGAAAGAGAAGGACAUACAGCUCAGAGAGGUGAAUGAAGAACUGGGAAAAACAAAGAGGACAUUAGAGGAGAAUCAGACACAGCUGAAAGACAAAGAGAGACAACUGGAGAGUGUGAUAAAUGAACUAGAAUCCAGUAAAAUCAAACUAAUAAAACAAGACAAACAGCUUCAGGAGAAAGACAGACUUCUAGAGGAGAAAACAAAGCAGAUGCAGGAACAGAAUAAUCAGCAGCUAAAACUAAAAAAUACACAGAUACAGGAGACACAAAUACAAGUGGAGAAAAGGGAGAACAGACUUGUGGAGAAGGAGAAAGAUAUAAAUGAGAAAAAUGAAGAGCUGAAGAUUCUAAAAGAACGUUUAGAGACUAAUGAGAAGACUCUUUCUGAGAGAGACGCAGUGUUAAUGGAAACUAAUAAUAAACUUCAACAUGCUGCUGAACAAGUUAAAGAGAAAAUCUCACAACUGGAGAAUAUUAACAAACUGCUGAGUGAGAAAGAAACACAGCUGAAGAACACAGAUAAAGAGCUGGAAACCAGUAAAAACAAACUGGAGACACUGGGACAACAGCUGCAGGAUGAGAAGAGACAACUACAGGAGAUGAUGAUCGUACUGGAGCAACAGAAAACUGAGUUAACAGAAAAAAACAAACAGCUUGAAGGUACAGAGAGACGUCUAACUGAGAGAGAAUCACAGCUAAUGGAGAGAGACAAACAGCUUCAGGAGAAAGACAGACUUGUAGAUAAAAGUACUGAAGCAUUUCAGAUGAAUAAUAAAACACUGGAAGAGAAGGACACACUGCUCAAAGAGGUGAAAGAAGAAUUAGCAAAAGCAAAUACGCUGUUAGAAAAGAAUCAAACAAAGUUUAACAACAAAGAAAGACAACUGGAGGACAUGAUCAAAAUUCUGGAGAAUAGUACAAAUAAUCUGAUGGAGAAAGACAAACUUCUAACAGAAUAUACACAAAUGAUUCAGAUGAAGGACAAGACACUGGAAGAGAAGGACACACUGUUCAGAGAGGUGAAAGAAGAACUGGGGAAAACAAAUAGGACACUAUUGUUAUUAGAGGAGAAUCAGAUACAGUUGAAGGACAAAGAGAGACUACUGGAAAGUAUGAUGAAUGAACUAGAAUGCAGUAAAAACAAACUAACUGAACGAGACAAACAGCUUCAGGAGAAAGACAGACUUCUAGAGAUGAAAACAAAGCAGCUGCAGGAACAGACAGAUCCAGAAUCAUCAGCCCCCAUCAGGAGAAGAAACAGCAAGGAAGAGUUACAUCCAAAUAUGGGUGCAGAAUCGUCUAGUCUACAUUCUCCAGUGUCGGUUCCUGUAGCAGAACUGAGGCUGGUGCUGCUGGGAAGGACAGGGUCUGGGAAGAGUGCAACAGGAAACACCAUCCUGAGCAGAGAGGAAAGAAACCAGGCUGCUACAUCUACAGCUACAUCUACUUCCACCCAGCAGAGUGAGAACACACAGGGGGAGGUGGCCGGGAGGAAGGUGACUGUGGUGGACACUCCUGACUGGUUCUCUCCUGGACUCUCUCUGGAGAAGCUGAGACAGGACGUUGAACUCUGUGUCCAGAAGUCUGCUCCAGGACCCCAUGCCUUCCUCCUGGUCAUACCUGUAAAACAGCCUACAGGAGAGGAGAGAGGGAUGAUGGAGAAGAUAGAGGAGACUUUUGGAGAGAGAUUUUGGAAAAACACCAUGAUCAUAUUCAGUGUUACUGAUGAACUUCAGAAGAAAAACAUUGAGGAGUUUAUCCCAUCAGGAGACCAGGAGGUCCAGAGACUAGUGGAGAAAUGUGGGAACAGGUUUCACUGUCUUAACAUUAAGGAGAGUGGAGAUGGUUCUCAGGUCUCAGAGCUGCUAGAGAAGAUAGAGAAGAUGGUGGAAGGAAACAGAGAAAAAUUCUACAGCAGUGAGAUCUACCUGGAGACAGAAUCUCAGAUUAGAGCAAUGGAGACUACGAUCCUGAAGAAAAGAGAAGAACAAAUAAUGAGAGAAGGAAUGGAGUUAAAGGAAAAAAUAGAAAAGGAGGUGCAGCAAUCAUUGACAAAUAUAGAGGGAGUGAUCCAGGAGCAUGAAGGAGACAUCAUACAACUGAAUGAGCGAACAACUGAACUGGAGAGAAAGAUGAAAGAAGAAAGAGAUGAAGAGAAAAGGAAAGAACUUGAGAGGGAGCUGAGACAAGAGGUAGAGCGAAGGACAGAAAUGGAAGAAAAGGUGGAGAAACUGAAAGAAAAGAAAGAGAGGGAGAGGAAAGAGAUGGAGGAGAGGCACCAACAGGAGAUAGAGAAAAUUAGGGAGGUGUAUAAAGGAGAGGUCAGAAUGGAGACAGAGAGAAACCUCAUGAAGAUCAUCCUGAUUGAACUCCAGAGAAACAUUUUGGCCUCAAAAACAGAGAUGCAGGAAGAGGUUAGCAGACAGAUGAAGGAGAAGAACAGAGAGCUGGAGACUCUUAAACAGAAACUUUCAGAGUCUGAGAGAGAAGCUGUAACAAAAAAGGCACAGAAGAAAGGGUUUAAAAAAUUAAGAGAUUUUUUUCACUAAGUAACAGUUUACAGUAUAAAGCCCCAGACACUCACCUAGUCAGAAAUGAACUAUUCCAGCCAAGGAUUGUGGAUAUGGCUGGACUGGGUCAAAAGAUUAAUUGAUUACAAUACCUUUCUGUCCUCAUCCAUUACUUACUCCCUGCUCUUCUACAUCUGCCUGAUAAUGUUGCACAAAAUGAAGUAAAGGCACCUGCAGUAGCCCCUGCAGCCAAAAUAUCUGACAUUUUUUGCACAUUUUUCCCAGAUUUUCUUCCUAAUUUAGUCAGUUCCAAUUCCCACCCAUCGCCAAGGGGCUCCCACAACAAGACCACUAAUUAAUCUAAUUGGGCCGAAAACUAUUACGUAUUUCCUCCAAACCACAUGACGCAAGCCAACUGCAUAUUUUCGAACUGCUCACUCAUGCACUGUUGGGAGCAGAGUAACAAACCCGGAGGAUAGUGCUAUCCAUUCCUUGCUUGUGUGAACUCACAGACGCCCAUGAUUGGCUAUAGAGCAAUGAUUGAUGAGAGAGCGCUAAGUGCCUCCCAUCCCAACCUGCUGAGAGAGCUAAGUUAAUCAACUCUCUGCAGGCCUUUAACUGCAGGAGACUACAGCAUCACCCAGGAAUCUAACUGCGAUCUCCGGAAAAUAGGGCGAGCACUUUACCACUACGCCAUUUGAGGACCUUGAGCAUAAGGGUAAUUACAUAUGCUAAUAAGCUAACAAACUGUUGUUUUAUGUUAAGAAAAUGGCCUAACCAGUGUUUAUAAUUUUUUUUUAUUAACAUGAAUUAACCAAUUGUCUAGAAGUGUGUAUCAUGGACACAUACAAGUUGCUAAGCUAAAUAAAAAUUAUGAACUAGUUACUGCUAGUUUCUUGCCAUGCAGGACAAUUUCUUAAUGUUGUGAGUAAGAUAAGUUUGGACUUU